Molecule: messenger RNA, 291 nt
Organism: Penicillium soppii
Lineage: Eukaryota; Fungi; Ascomycota; Eurotiomycetes; Eurotiales; Aspergillaceae
Exons: 2
Coding region: 1-291 (96 amino acids)
Source: RefSeq, a predicted model, not a curated record
AUGACGAAGAAAUAUGGAAGACAGAUGAAACGGAAUAUCUUCGAGGGUAAACACCAGUCAGAAUGUUGGGGUUAUUAUCACCAGGUUGCUGCGAUCCAAGAUGGAUGUUCCAAGGUUAUGUGUAAAAUGUGCGACCAUGUUCUGAGCCACCCCACAGACCGCCACCGUGGAACAUCGCCUAUGAAUAAACAGUAUUCAUCAGGAGUGAAUUGUCGGAGACUAGUGCCUCGCGGGCAAGAUAUCAAGUGUCUAUUACGCAAUGGGGUAUAUUUUACAUGUGCCAACGUUUGA